Messenger RNA from Haliaeetus leucocephalus (bald eagle), 2628 nucleotides. It is a transcript of the gene SLC9A5, whose product is annotated as solute carrier family 9, subfamily A (NHE5, cation proton antiporter 5), member 5. Bases 1 to 2628 code for a protein of 875 amino acids. NCBI's taxonomy places the organism in Eukaryota, Metazoa, Chordata, Aves, Accipitriformes, Accipitridae. Gene Ontology annotation, molecular function: sodium:proton antiporter activity. The transcript is spliced from 16 exons. Gene Ontology annotation, biological process: sodium ion transport; regulation of pH; proton transmembrane transport. Gene Ontology annotation, cellular component: membrane. The record is from RefSeq and is a predicted model, not a curated record.
AUGCAGCCCCCGGCGGCCUCCCCCGGCCCCGCCGCCCCGGCGGGAGCCGAGCUGCUGCGGUGGCAGUGGCGGGAGGUGCAGGCGCCCUGCCUGGUGGCCGCCUGGAUCCUGGUGGCCAGCCUGGCCAAGAUCGUUUUCCACCUGUCAAGGAAGGUGACGUCCAUCGUCCCAGAGAGCUGCCUCCUCAUCCUGCUGGGGCUGGGCCUGGGAGGCAUCGUGUUGGCUGUGGCAAAGAAAGCCGAGUACCAGCUGGAGCCCAACAUGUUCUUCCUCUUCCUUCUGCCCCCCAUCGUCCUAGACUCGGGCUACUUCAUGCCCAGCCGGCUGUUCUUUGACAACAUUGGUGCCAUCCUCACCUACGCGGUGGUGGGCACGCUCUGGAACUCCUUCACCACCGGCGCUGCGCUCUGGGGGCUGCACCGAGCCGGGCUCAUGGAUCCAGGCGUUGAAGCUGGGCUGAUGGAUUUCCUGCUCUUCGGCAGCCUCAUCUCAGCUGUGGACCCCGUGGCAGUGCUGGCCGUCUUUGAAGAGGUCCAUGUAAAUGAGACCCUCUUCAUCAUCGUGUUUGGCGAGUCUCUCCUGAAUGAUGCUGUCACCGUGGUGCUGUACAAGGUCUUCAACUCUUUUGUGGAGCUGGGCCCAGCACACAUCCAUGCCACUGACUACGUGAAGGGGGUAGCCUCCUUCUUCCUGGUGAGCCUUGGGGGCACGGCCGUGGGGCUGCUCUUUGCCUUUCUCCUGGCCCUGAUCACGCGGUUCACCAAGCGUGUGCGCAUCAUUGAGCCACUCUUCGUCUUCCUCUUGGCCUAUGUUGCAUACCUUGCUGCUGAGAUGGUCUCGCUUUCCUCCAUCCUGGCAGUCACCUUCUGUGGGAUCUGCUGCAAGAAGUACGUGGAAGCCAACAUCUCCCAGAAAUCCCGCACCACGGUCAAGUACACCAUGAAGACCCUGGCCAGCAGCUCAGAGACCAUCAUCUUCAUGUUUCUGGGCAUCUCGGCUGUGGACACCUCCAAGUGGGCAUGGGACACAGCACUGGUGCUGGGCACCCUGCUCUUUAUCCUGCUCUUCAGAGCUGUGGGCGUUGUCCUCCAGACCUGUGUGCUCAACCACUUCCGCCUCAUCCCCCUGGACAGGAUUGACCAGGUGGUCAUGUCAUAUGGUGGCCUCCGGGGGGCCGUGGCCUUUGCCCUGGUCAUCCUGCUGGACAGGACAAAGGUGAAAGCCAAGGACUACUUUGUGGCAACAACCAUCGUGGUGGUGUUCUUCACUGUCAUUGUGCAGGGCCUCACUAUCAAACCCCUGGUGACAUGGCUGAAGGUGAAGCGCAGUGACCACCACAAGCCCACGCUGAACGAGGAGCUGCAUGAGCACGCCUUUGACCACAUCCUGGCAGCGGUGGAGGACAUCGUGGGGCACCAUGGCUACCAUUACUGGCGGGACAAGUGGGAACAGUUCGACAAGAAGUACCUGAGCCAGCUCCUGAUGCGGAAAUCUGCCUACAGGCUGCGGGACGAGAUCUGGGAUGUUUACUACAAGCUGAACAUCCGUGAUGCUAUCAGCUUUGUCGACCAGGGUGGCCACGUGCUCUCAGCUGCCAAGCUGGCACUGCCCUCCAUGCCCAGCCGCACGUCCAUGUCGGAGUCGUCGGUCACAAACCUCCUGAGGGAGAGCGGGAGUGGUGCAUGCCUGGACCUGCAGGUGAUUGACACAGUGCGGAGCCGCCGGGACAAGGAGGAUGCUGCCAUGCACCAUGUGCUGCGAGGGAGCCUCUACAAGCCCCGCCGGCGGUACAAGGCCAGCUACAGCCGUCACUUCAUCUCUCCAGAUAAACAAGAGCGCCAAGAUAAAGAAAUCUUCCGGCAGAACAUGAAGAGGCGGCUGGAGACCUUCAAGUCCACAAAGCACAAUGUCUGCUCCUCCAAGAACAAGGCCAGGCUGAAGGAAAAGGGCAGGAAAAAGAAGAACAUCUCUCUGACCAGAGAGGCACCCAAUGGGAAGACGCACAGAAAUGUCCCCUGGCAGGAGGCAGCUCCUGUCCUUGUAAUGGUCAGCUCAGAGGAGGAGGAGAGCGAUAGCUCGGAGACGGAGAGAGAGGACGACGAAGGGAUUGUGUUCAUCGCUCGAGCCACUGAUGAGGUCCUACAGGGAAAGACAACUCCUGGCAGCCUGGAUGUCUGCCCCAGCCCCUGCAUCAUCCCGCCAUCGCCCACCUUGGCAGAGAAGGAGCUGCCGUGGAAAGGAGACCAGGCUGAUCUGGCUGUUUAUGUCUCCUCGGAGACCACCAAAAUUGUCCCAGUGGAUAUGCAGAAGGCGUGGAACCAAAGCAUCUCCUCCCUGGAGAGCAUCGCUUCCCCCCCAGGCGUCGAGAGCGGACCUCAGCACAGGAGAUUCGCCUGCCCUGUGCUGGAGGAACAACCCCAGUCUGCAAGCCAGGUGAUGCCGGAGCAGGGCUCCUGCUUCCAGUUCCCCAGCCAUGUCUCUAAGAGCGGCCGGUCGCAGAGUGACAGCAGCCCGGAUGGCGCUGAGCAGCAGGAGCUGCAGCCUUUGAUGGCCACAGAGGAGCAGGGCAGGAUGCUGCCUGCCACGGAGCCCAGAUGGCUGAUGUUCAACAGAGCAAGCCACCUCUGA